This is a messenger RNA of Psammomys obesus (fat sand rat), 10750 nucleotides long. It is a transcript of the gene Rora, whose product is annotated as RAR related orphan receptor A. Gene Ontology annotation, cellular component: nucleus. Lineage: Eukaryota; Metazoa; Chordata; Mammalia; Rodentia; Muridae. The transcript has 10 exons. The record is from RefSeq and is a predicted model, not a curated record. Bases 237 to 1397 code for a protein of 386 amino acids. Gene Ontology annotation, biological process: regulation of transcription by RNA polymerase II; negative regulation of inflammatory response. Gene Ontology annotation, molecular function: RNA polymerase II cis-regulatory region sequence-specific DNA binding; nuclear receptor activity.
UGACGAAGAAGACACACACAUCUCAAAUUGAAAUUAUUCCAUGCAAGAUCUGUGGAGACAAAUCGUCAGGAAUCCAUUAUGGUGUCAUUACGUGUGAAGGCUGCAAGGGCUUUUUCAGGAGAAGUCAGCAGAGCAAUGCCACCUACUCCUGUCCUCGGCAGAAGAACUGCUUGAUCGAUCGAACCAGCAGAAACCGCUGCCAGCACUGUCGACUGCAGAAAUGCCUUGCCGUGGGGAUGUCUCGAGAUGCUGUCAAGUUUGGCCGGAUGUCCAAGAAGCAGAGAGACAGCUUGUACGCCGAGGUGCAGAAGCACCGGAUGCAGCAGCAGCAGCGAGACCACCAGCAGCAGCCUGGGGAGGCUGAGCCGCUGACGCCCACCUACAACAUCUCAGCCAAUGGGCUGACGGAACUGCAUGAUGACCUCAGCACCUACAUGGAUGGGCACACCCCGGAGGGCAGCAAGGCCGACUCAGCCGUCAGCAGCUUCUACCUGGACAUCCAGCCCUCCCCAGACCAGUCGGGAUUGGACAUCAAUGGGAUCAAACCCGAACCCAUAUGUGACUACACACCAGCAUCCGGCUUCUUCCCCUACUGCUCCUUCACCAACGGAGAGACUUCCCCAACCGUGUCCAUGGCAGAACUAGAACAUCUUGCACAGAACAUAUCCAAAUCCCACCUGGAAACCUGUCAAUACUUGCGGGAGGAGCUCCAGCAGAUAACGUGGCAGACCUUCCUGCAGGAGGAGAUUGAAAACUAUCAGAACAAGCAGAGGGAGGUAAUGUGGCAGCUGUGUGCCAUCAAGAUCACAGAAGCUAUCCAGUAUGUGGUGGAGUUUGCCAAACGCAUUGACGGAUUUAUGGAGCUGUGUCAAAAUGAUCAGAUUGUGCUUCUAAAAGCAGGCUCUCUGGAGGUGGUGUUUAUUAGGAUGUGCCGUGCCUUUGAUUCUCAGAACAACACCGUGUACUUUGAUGGGAAGUAUGCCAGCCCCGAUGUCUUCAAAUCCUUAGGUUGUGAAGACUUCAUUAGCUUUGUGUUUGAAUUUGGGAAGAGUUUGUGUUCUAUGCACCUGACUGAAGAUGAAAUCGCAUUAUUUUCUGCAUUUGUACUGAUGUCAGCAGAUCGCUCCUGGCUUCAGGAAAAGGUAAAAAUAGAAAAACUGCAACAGAAAAUUCAGCUAGCCCUUCAACAUGUCCUACAGAAGAACCACCGAGAAGAUGGAAUUCUAACGAAGCUAAUAUGCAAGGUGUCUACACUAAGAGCCUUAUGUGGACGGCAUACAGAAAAGCUAAUGGCAUUUAAAGCAAUAUACCCAGACAUUGUACGACUGCAUUUUCCUCCGUUGUACAAGGAAUUGUUCACUUCAGAAUUUGAGCCAGCAAUGCAAAUCGACGGGUAAAUGAAGCACCCGGCACUUCUAGAACAUCUGAAGUACAAACAUGAAAAUAAGAAAGAAAGAAAAAAAAAAAAAAAGGAAACAAAACAAUGACAACGAAGACAAACUUAACCGAGACACUUUCUAUGGCCCUGCACAGCCCUGGAGCGCCAACACACUGCACAGACAUCUUGUGGUGAUCGGGGUUCAGGCACAGAGGGGAAACAAUCAGAACCAAUAAAAGCUGAACUUGUUUUGCUCAUGCAUAUGAUUUCCACUAUGCCUACAGAUAUGGACCCUUUUUCUGUCUCAACUUCUAGAGCGGUUGACCUCGGCAUAUAACAGGAGGAGGGUACUACAGUCGGAGGAGUCCCUUUUCUCAUAGCUCACUGCCCACAGACUCUUACGGGUAACAACAGAGUCCAGCGGUAGUCGGUGACCCCAGUGUGCAUAGCGGGAGUUGCGGCGUUACUUUGCACAGCUUGCUUUUCAUGAAGGAAGAUUUUGUUUUUUCUCACCGAUUAUUGCCGGUCAGCAGGAUGGCGUGAAAAGGGGAUCCAUAGCGCUCGCAAACAAUAGCAUUAUAAUAUAUUACACAGGGUAAAUGGGCAUGAAGACUAUAUAUAGCUAAAGAGAUAUUGUUUAUAUAUUGUUUUAAUUAAUAUAAAAAUGUAGUGACUGGCGUAGCUUUUCCUGUUGAAUUGAUAAGGCACUUUCCGUUUUGCACCUUUUGUUUUCUUUAAAUUAAAUGCUAGCGUGUUCACUGUCGCCGUGUCGCAUGUACACCAGAAACACAAGUUUAGCUGAGAAGGCUUGGAAGGUACGUCGGGAGGUGUUUAUGCUGCUGUUUACAAGGAAACAAUUACUUUUAAAAGACUGGCUGGUCAUAUCCAGAAAUCAACAUGUUGAAUUUUUUUCCCCACCUGUAAAUUUGGAAUUGGUAACGGACUGUUCCCUAAAUCACAUUUUGUUUUGCAUGCAAUUAAGAAUGGGUGUGUUUCUGCUUCAUCAGAGUCGAAGGAGUGUCUGGUGCUGUGGGCUUAAACCAUAUGUGCAUUUUUAAAGUUUUUAAAAGGGUGAAGGAGGAGAAGCUCAUUUGACACAGUUCAGUAGUCACAGGGACACAGUAUCAACUUGCCAUUCUGAUGCUUUCAAAAACAAAUGAGUAGCCAGAAUAUUUACUGGAUUCUAGUUCUUAUUUAGAAGAAGGACCCAAAGACUCUAUGUGGAGCAGACGCACUCCCGACAUGAAGCAUUCAUUGAAUGUCUGUGUUCUUGGCAUCAGGAAGUCAUUGCAGGGUAAACUGAUCCUAGACUAACUGUCCCAGAUUCUAGAAUGCUGCUCUCCGUGUUAGGUAGACAGUGCAUGAAGAGGGAGGGAGACGGUGUUGAACCCGGUUCCCGUGUUGAAAAGAAGCCUUCAGAGUGAAGGUGAUGCCAGCUGCAGACAUUUUCUCAUGUAUCUACCCUCACUAGAAAACUGUGGACUCUAAUUUAUUUUAUUAAAUAUUUAGAUGAUAGUUUGGCUUUUGUUUUCAGGUAAGAAGUAGUGAGGUAUUCUUGACUAAUUUUGCAUUUUUUAAAAAAUAAUCCCCAGUGGGAAGAGGAAGGAGCAUUCUUAUGUUCACAGGUGUGCGUAUUUUAAAAGCAAGUGCCCUGGACUAGAGGCAUGAUGGUCCAAUGGUUAAGAGCACUUAUUGCUCUAUCAGAGGACCAAAGCCUGGAACCCAGCAAUCAGCUCAGGCAACUUACAAAAGCCUGUAACUCCAGCCCCAAGAUUUCAGUGUCCCCUUCUGGCCUCUGUGGCGGUGCGUGCACACAUACACCCACACACAGUGAGAAAGAGAGACAGACGUUUAAAGAUCAACACAUCCUUAAAAACAAGCGCCCUUUUUAGAAUGUAGGAGGCAUUUAGGAGAUAACUUUGGUCACAAGAUACUGGUCUGGCAUCAAAGACUGUACCUGUAAGGAAAAGGGAACAUCUUCCCUGGUACAAAGUGGGUGCUUCUAUGAAGCCCAACACAUGCAGCUCCCUCCUCUGCCACUAGGGCCCUUCUAGACUCUUCUGCCAUCAUUUCUGUCCCUGCUGAUGUCUGUCUGAUGGGUUAUACCAGGGCCAGCUUCCCAGAGCACUUCACCAAUUUUUAACUUCACUGACUUUCUGCCUUAUUUACUGAGGGACUUGGAAAGUAGGAAGCAAUUAUUUGUACAGAAAUAUGUGGGGGAACCCUAAGUAACAUCUGAGGUUUUUUGGUUUUUGUUUUUUGUUUUUUUUUUUUUCUUCAAAAACAUAGUAAGGGUUUAACCAUGAACAGGAGAGUGAUAUUACUUAAAUUUCUUACAAGCAUAGAAAAUUUUAUGUGUUUAUAUGGAGAGGUUAGCUGUCAGGAUAUAGUAUUUAUAUUUGGGCAAGAAGGGGUAAAUCAAAAUUUUAUUUAAGCAUAGUUCCUUUAAAGAUUAAUAGUAUUUAUAUUCUGAAGAGAGUACAGUUGUGUUAUUUAUUUGCCCAUUUUUUUUCUUGUUGUUUCUCCUGUGUGAGGGAAUGGUGUGAGGUUUGGGUUUGGUUUUUGUUUUUCCUCUCUUUUUUUUUAGUUCUUCAGAUUCACUAAAUUUGGGGAUGGUUUUAGUAAAGUAUAUUAACUUCUUUUUAACCAAAGCUUUCUGCAUAUGACCAGCCUCAGGUGCUAGCGCACUAAAGAGCAACUAAACCUAAUUCCAGUGUCCACAUGUGACUAAGGAGAGUGGACUGAACUUCUCUAAGGGUGAGAGAGAAUGUGAUAUUGAACUUCAGAGAAAUUGAUUUUCCCAGAAAGGAUUCUGCAUGUACCUAAUGCAAAACAAACACAAGACACUCUAAAUCUCAGUACUAUGCCUUGGUGACAUUGCUUUUUACAAUACACCAGGAGAGAGUGGUUUGACUGCUUCCAGGUUUUCCUGAAAGAAAAGCAGGAAGUAGGCUUUCAGAGCAAAGUCCUCUGACAAGGUAGAGACGGAGCAGUAGAGGCAGGCCUGCUCUGAGAAACUGAGAGCACAGCUGACUAUGAUUUCUACCUAAGUUGAGAGUCAUGGGGAGUCCAGAACAGGAUGUAGAAACUUUGGCAUUUUUCUUUUCUUCCUUAUUGUGAGAGCCACUCGUGUGGUACCACAAGGUAGUCAAGGACAAAGAAUCGUGAGGCUUAAUAGCUCCCGUCAUUAAACUUGCUUGAACUUAAAGGCUCAACAGCGUCCUGAGGACUGAACAGUAUUUUUGUCAGCUCAGCUGCUAAAGCGAAAUCAGGUAACUCUUUUCUACAGACAGUAAAUGAGGCUUUUGUGCAAAAUCUGGGCGUUGUUGCUAUGAUACUCAAAUGAUCCUGCAACAUCAUGAGAAACUGGCCUUGUAGAAACUGCAUCCAAAGUGCAGUUGAAAGCACUGUUUGGACAGAUCACAAAUUGUGCUAAGGCUAUGUUUUUGUUUUUUGGGUUUUUGUUUUUGUUUUUUUAGCAUUCAGCAUUCUAAUUUGUGUUAAAUCCAUAGGUUGUUUUGUUUUUCCAAAGUCUUUAACGUCCUGACUCACCCUCCCUAACUUAAGAAAAACAUGACCUGAGUAAGACACUGCUUCUAAGUUUGGUUGUUCUUUAGCCUGUGGAUACCAGAUUCCUGUGAGUGGAUGGGGUGGGCCAAGGGUCAGGGGAGGAAGGUGUGUGUUUGCCCGUGCGCGUGUGGCUUCCGUGUGGCUGAAGUGUGUGUGGUAGACCGCUUCUAGGCUACUAAGUGUCAAUGGAAAAGAAAAUGUAUUCAAAAUACAUAAAUCAAAACUAGAAGAUGGAAAAAAGAUUUAUUCUAUACAAAGCCUUGUCUGGACCACUCUAGAGAGACUUCUAUUUUUUUAACCCUUCUAUAAAUAUUUGAUGGCACUAGAAAUAUUCCUGCAAUAAAAUGUGAUUUGUGUAAAGAAAAAAAAAAGAUUUUGUAAUGUGAAACAAAGAAAGAAAGUAAUGUAAUUUUCUAAAAAAAAAAACAUACAAACAAACUUUGUAUUAUUUUCUUGAUGGAAUUUGCCUAUCUGUCUUUGGAAAACUUUUUAUUUCAUUGAAUGUGCCAUAGUAGAUGUACGUGUUUUUAGUUUUAGACUAAGGGAUGGCUGUUUGUGUUCCGACAUUCCAAAAUGCAAAGCAACUUAGCAGAAGCCUUGAUGAGGAGGUUUCGGUAGGAUGCAAGCGUCUCUCCUUGUUGCUUUUUUGCACACGUCUUUAAUUCCUACCUAGUGCAAUAUCUGUACAUACAGCACUUGCGGGUGUACUUUGAUCCCUCAGGGAAAAAAAACACAUAUUUGUAUAGUUGUUGGGUUUGUUUUGGGUUUUUGUUUGUUUGUUGAUUUGUUUUCCUUUUCGUUUUUUUGGCUAAGGAAUGUCGAUCGAAUUACUUGUUGUUGAGAGGCAGCCAGAUAAUCAGCCUAAAGCCACUGUUUCAGACACGGAUUGUUUGAGUCAUGUCUUUCCAGUACUAUUAUUUUAAAAUGAUGAUAAUAAUAAUAAUAAAAAGCUAUUUUCUGACAGUUCUUUGUGCUGACUGGUGGAAAACGAAAGGGUAAAAAAAAAAAAAAGCACCUUAUGGUUGACCUACUGUGAAUGACAAUCCAUCUUGGUGUCAAGGACAGAGCCCUGUUAUCUGGAGUUGGGGCUGGGAGUCAGAAACACUGUGCUCAGGGAUCUUGUAAAACUCUUAAAACAGGGUGGCCAGUGGACUGGGACAAAUUGUGUUUUUACUAGUAAAGAGAAUGAUGCUAAUAUCCCUCCAAGGCACAAGUGAACUGUAGAGGUGUGUGUAUGUGUGUGUGUAUGUCUGUCUGCCUGUCUAUCUGUCUGUCUGUGUGAGCUCGUCACUGUCUCAUUUUGUUGAGUUCAAAAUUUCUGUGUGAAGUUCUGCCAGUGUGUAUGGAAGAUGAAUUCAGAAGUGACAGACCAAUCGAGGAGCAAAGUGUAGGCCAUUUGCUGUUUUCCUAACAAUUAAAAUGCUCCAGUAUAACAUAAUUUUAAACAAUUUCAAAUUCUAUGUAUUAUGAAUUACUUUUUUUUUUUUUUUAAGGCCAGCAGUAAGACCUGUUCAGUGAAAUGGGCAACAACAGAGACUCUUUCAGAACUAGAAAACGGGCUCUUUCACCGUUUUCUCCUCCAGGGCAAACCAAAUUCCUGCUAUGCAAAACAAUUCCUGUUGCACAUCCCUAGCUUUUUUGACUUGUGCAGUUGUUUGUUUUCCCAGAAGAGCUGACAUUUUUAAAGACAGAUCAGUCCCUGCAUGACAGACCACAGCUUCAAGGGCCUUACAGCUCUGGAAGGCAGUUCUGUGCUCAUGUUCUCAUCUACAACUUCCCACAAAGCCAGGGAAGCUCAGUGUCGCUCAUGGUUGAGUCUCUUGGCCCAUAAUACAUACUUGGCAGAAUUACAUAGCUUCUUACAAUAGGAGAACUAGGUUUGGAAGAUCUGUCUAUCAGGUGACAAUAACACCUCACACCUUGUUUUGAGUGUAGAUGAAAGAAACCUCCUUCCUCCCCUUUUAUCUCUCCAUCCAUCCAUCCAUCCAUCCAUCCAUCCAUCCACACGUAUGCAUAUGUGACAGACGUUUUUUACAUAAUAUCAUAGGGCCACUGCCUAAGUUGUGAGGUACAGAACCCCACAAGGACAGCUUGUACUGUGGAUCAGAUAUGUUCCCAGAAAUGCAGUUGAACAGUCAGAUACUGAUUGACUGUUACUCCCUGUCACUCUGGUCUUCAUUCCAUUAAACACUAAUGUGGGAAAUGCUUCCACCAGCUUUGAUGGCAGGGACCUUCCCAUUGCUGUUUAUUUUUAACUGAUGGGAAGGCCAGCUAUCAAUGUCCUCAAAGGCGAUUGACUGCACUCCUGACUGACUGUGCGCACACUCAUCAUGUGCCUUGUGCCUGUGCAUGCUUGUAUGUGAUCAGUUUGUCAGACUCUCAGAAUAAUUUUUUUUAAACAAACAGGAGGGCUGGCUUCACACCGGGAAGCCACCAUGACUGGGGCAGAGCAUGUUCAACCAAGCCCUCAAAACUUAGAGCAAUAAACACUGUUCAGUUGCUCAUUUACUUGUAAAUGGGUGACGGAAUAUUUGAUCCAAAUAGAAAUAACCUUUUCCCAGGGUCUAGUGUGGAGAGUGGAGACGAAUGUUUGGAAGAGAUCCAUGUUCUCUGUUUACAUCUCUGUUUUGCCACAUUAGCUGUCCUAUGCUUUUUCUGUGAUCCUUCUCGAAGCUAAUGACAAGACAGCUGGCUGUUAGCUUUAUGGGCUGUGCCUGUCAUUACGUUGUUCCCCUAGAACAACAGGCUUCUCUCUGGCGUUCCUGUAUGGUUCCUUUCUUGUUCCUUAUGACUUGUGUGGAGGAGUAACUACUUCUAUCAAGAUGAUAAUCACUGAAUAUGUUGCAUACGUAAAUGCAGAUAUUCCUUGAGCAAUAUAGUGGGUAUGACUUCACACGGGCGCGCGCGCGCGCGCGUACACACACACACAACCUGUAUGUACUGCACACAUCUUCCUGAGGCCCCAAUUCUCUGCUCAUCCUAAUGGUUUGAAGUCUCAUCUACAACAGUGGUGAAUGUUUUAGACAGUAGGACAUUAGCUGGCUGCUUCUUUAAGUGUACCUGUAUUGUCUGCCCGCUCCUUUUGUGGAGACAUGUUUUUGUAUUGGAUGUUUGGGCCAAUGGGAGGCUUCAAGCUACAACAUAUUUUCCCAGUUUAAAUAUAUUGAACUUAUGACAAACCCCAGACAAGGCUUUUAAUCUGUAAAGAACUGCAGUGUUGGGUGGUUUAUUUACAAACCGUUUUCAAUGUUGUCCAUUUUUAUGGCACCUUUAACAAUAUACUUGUUUCCAAAGUACAAAAAAAAAAAAUAGGUUAAAUAAUCUAGCCAUAACUGAAUGUCAAGCAAUAAAUCAAAUGACUUUUGUGCAUAGACUUUAAAAACUACAAAUUUUAGACAUCUGCAUGUAAAUGCAAUCUCUUGUUUACUGCUUUCUUCAACUCAAGCAAUGGAUUCCUUAUUUACUAUUAACUUAAGAACUUGUAACGGUCUGUACACAUUUUCUCUCCUCUUCUUUCAAAUUCACCUUCGCCCUGCUUUUGAGUCAUAAUAUUUAAUGCUGUUCUGCACACCUCUAUACAGUUAACUUUCUGGCUUUUGUUCUGUAUAGAUAAGAAGAUGUUAUAUUAUAAACAGCCUACUCAGUGCAAAUAUUUAUCUGUUUAUCAAAUCCACAAUAUGCUGUGUAAUACUGGUUUUACUAUAUAAUCUAUUUUAGACAUAGCUGUUUAGAACUAGAGUGUGCUAUUUUUGUGUUUUUCUGAUGUGUGGUGCUAGAUAAGUUACUUUUGUGAACAACAACAAAAAAAAAUCCCUUUUAUUCCUAGACAAAACCACCUUUGGGUCUUGUUAAUUUCACUGAGUAUAACUAUAUAUUUGUAUAUAUAUACAUAUAUAUAUGUAUAUCUAUAUAUAUAUAUCUACCUGUACCCAACUGGCAACUGUAUCAGAGUGCUAGAUUUGGGACAUGCUUUUCUCUUUAAAUACAUAAUAUCAUUAUAUAAAUUAUUCUAGAGUGUAUUUAAUUAGGAUAAAAUUACUUCCUUAGUAUGGAUAUUUGACAUCUAUUGGGUGAGUUUGUUCAUAAAUACAGACAUGAAAAACUGUUACCAUUUAUGCAGCUCUGUUGCUCAGCUUCCCAUCACACCUUCUGAGCGGAAACGUAAUUUGACAGGCCUUGCUCCCAAAGCAACAAGCUCGUUUAGUGAGAAACCCUUUUUUCCCUUACCGAAGAACUCUGUAAUUGGCACCUGACUAAAUGGUACAUUUAACUCCUAGUACAGACAAUAUGUAGAAUAUUCAUGGAGGACUGAUAGCACUCUAGGCCCUUCCCCUCAUCUUAGUGAUGAGCUUUAUGGACAUAUACAUUGGGCUAUACUGCAAAUUCAACAAGGGGUGAUGUUCUAAUAUGACCACAACCAGUUCUGUGAACUGAGUGGAGGAUGCUUGUUUUAAAAUCAUUUAAUAGUGAGCUACAUUAACUCUGACCUUUUUCCCCCAAGAGUCAUUGGCAUUGUUCAAGUUGUACACCAAAUAUCUAACUGAGGAUGUAAUUAGCCUUCUUAAAUAUUGAUUAGAAUUGUUCUGUGAUAUUACUGGAUUUGUAAGAUCUUUAGCAAAGAUUUUUGAGCAAUUUAUAAAUAUAGAGCAAAUGUUUCUGUUUACUGCACUUUUUGUAACUGAAGGUGAUAACGUCUCAAGUCACGAUUAGUGGAUCCCGUGCAACACAAUACAUACUCAGCCACCACUCUGAACGUUUUCCAUUUUUCUUACUGUCCCCUUGAUUAUAAAAGCAAUCAGGGGGUUAAUGAAAGCUAAUGAUAACAGUUGACCUUUUAAAAUGAAUUUGAUACAAUUUAGAGAGAAAUCUCUUUUAAUGCAAUCAUGCCAUUCCUUAACUGUCUAGCUUGAAGAGAGAUUGAAACAUUUUGUUUGUUCGUUUGAUUGAUUGGUUGGUUGGUUGAUUGAUUGGUUUUUGCACAGUUUUGUAUCCCAAGCUUCCCCAGGGCAGUGAAUUUAUCUCUUUGCACUUGCACAUGGCCAGCACAUGUCAGCAUUUCAUUACUGUUUAAAAUGACAAGUGUGCCCACAAUUAAAACACUCCCCAGCGCUGGGGUGUUUAACUGAAAAAGCACGCGAAGUCUUACAGUUAACAAUUCUCUAACCAAGUAUAAGAGCCACGUUGUCCUUCUGGAGGGCAUGAAAUGUUGAGUCUAAUUGUGUGUGGGCCCGCAGGAUCCAGCACAUAAAUGUCACACAACUCCACAAGUAACAAGCCUGGCCUGCUGUAAGUGUUCGUGAAAGUUUGGAAGCAGCAAUGCCGAACCUAUAAAUAUGAUGCUGUCUCUUUUGUGCACAGGAUGUACAGCUGCUUUUUCUGUCACACUAGAAAUGCAAACCAUUUAUGGGAUUCCUAAAAACCAGAGUAUGGACCUGAAACUUUGCUAAUGAUCUUUACUAGAGGCUCAUCCCACUUUUCACUGACAUUGGGUUUCCUUUCCAAUCCUCUCCCUACAGUAGUGGACUGCUUAUUCCCAGCUGUUUAUUUUAUGGAGUCCUGAAUUUAAAGAAAAAAAAAAUAUUUUGAUUCAUUUUGUAAAUACAAGCUGUAUAAAAAAAAGAGAGAUUUAAUGUUGUCUUUUAAAUACUCCAAUUUUCAUUCUAAUAUGGAUGUUGUUAUAUUGUACUUAGAAACUGUACCUUUAACAUUACAGUACCUUUAUUAAAAGUGCAUUGAACACAUCAAUUUUAGAUGUGCUUUGUGUGCUAUUAUCCUAUAAUAAAACUUCAGCUUCUAAUGGAA